AGUCGCUUUAAUGUGUUAGAAAGUUUUCUCCAUACAAGUUUGUAGACAACUUUGUCACUCCGCGAAAGGGAUUUAAACACAACAUUGCAUUUUCCCAGGAAUAUACAAUUUAUUGUUAUCAAUAAAUAGAAUUUAUUGAAUUUUUUUCACCUGGAUAUCAUUCUUACCUGUGGAUGUGCCGUGUAUACCUGUGUAUAUCAGAUAGAUACACUUAUCACCUAUACCUAUAUAUCUGUAUGUUUACGUUUCGUGUGUCGUGACCUGGAAAACACAGUCAUGCAGAGAAGAAAACUGUGCUUCUCUACUCGUGGUCGAAAUACUCGAUUUGUGUGUUAGUACUAGGACGGGCCGGGAGAGGGACAUCCCGUACAAAACGUGUGUGUUCUGUGUCCACUCAAAACUACGGAAUUUGGUACAGGAUUAUCUAACUACAAGGAGACGGAUUAUUUAGAGUUUUCCGUGACUUGAUGUCCGGUAUAGUUCUAUAAUGACCGUACACGGACAGCGGUCAAGUUCUUCGGAAGCGCAUACGCCAUCAGCAUUUACAACAUGCAGCUCUCCCAAUGGAUUCGAGGUUAAUCCAGUCGUUUUCCCUGUUGCUAAGAUGAAUCGCUCCUGGAACGGACUCGUGUUUCAGGUAUCACCUCUACCAAACGGUGGAGUUCCAAACGGGUAUGUAUCUGUUGGGGAAACUCAAAAACGGAAUAUACCCAGGAGUAUUUCCGACCCAUCUGAGAAUGGUCGGAAACAUCCCAUGUUAGAUAUCUCCAGGAAUUGUUCAACAUUGAGCCGAUCACCUCUUACGAAUGGAAUUCGAAAAGAAUUACCUAGGAGUAUUUCAUACCAGGAAAAUUAUCAUGGAAAUGUUCCGAUUCCGGAUAUUUCCAGGAACUCACCAAGUUUAAGUAACUCUUAUUCCUCGGGUCAUUAUCACUCACAGUCAGGAUUAAACGACUCCGGGAGUCUCAACUCGUCCAGGUACCUGGAAAGUGAAGAAGAACCGGAGUAUGUAACUUUGGACAACAGUUAUGUGUUCCCGUCGAGAGUGUCACAGAGUCCUUCAACAUCCCCUUCCAAGCACAACCUCAAUUUUCGGAGAAAUCAACUUAACGGGUCCGGACGUUCAGAAAAUAUCCGGAUUAUAAACAACCAUAUAGCAGCAGAACGUGACCGGAUGGUUGGGAUCCAAUUAAAAGAGAAACAGAAAGCUCGAAACAGCUUAAAGAGAAUCGCGGAAAAUAUUGGUGCAGCUUUGACGCCAAGAGGAGGGUCAAAGCUUGUAAAAGAUGAAGAUUCCGGGUUGACGAUGGGGAGAGCACGGAGUAAAUCUGUGGGGGACCUCAGGGAAUACAAUCAUCGUAAUGAUGAUGAUCUGGGAGAAUACUCUUGUUGCUAUAGUGACGAUGAUGAUGGUGACGAUUUUGGAUUUCUUAGUUACCCUUUUGCUUCUUCCUCUCUUUCCUUAGCUAUGAGCAAGAACAAAUCGCAUUCCCAAACGCACGCGAUUCUACCCAAGAAAUGGCGGAGUAAAACCAAACCUCUCCCAGGGGUAGCGACGUGUAUGUGGAGCCCACAGGAGAACUGUACAUGGUGCAAUGUAAGCGGGCGCAAGGUUGUGCUCAAACCUACCUCAUUACUCCAACUGACAGAAAAGGAAAGGCUUGCGCUGCAGAAAAUAGCUCUCUCAAAACUGCAGGAUAUGGGAUUGGGGUGUAACGUAACAGCACCUAAAGAACCUACGGAAACCCGGCGACACAAGCGGCCUACUUUAUCUUUUGCCAAGGCGCGGAGGGCUCGCUCGGCCAACCUGAGUGCCUUAAUAGACAAGGUCAAGGACAAGGACAAUGACCAUAGUCAAGACAAUGGGUCGUCGGGAAUGGUGUUUGGUAUCCAUCUAGCCAAAUGUAUAGCAAACGAUGCUGAACUUCAAAAACGCAAAAGUGCUGCUUCCUUAAAAGACCGGUCGGAUGACGUCAUUCUACACCGGAGGGGGCCAAGAAAAUCCAGCAGUUCCUCCCAUGAUUCCCUGGACAAUCUUGCGGAAAAUGGAACAUCAAGUUUAUCUCCGGCUGUUAACAGAAGGGCGCCGAGUUCCGACUCCUUGUCCGAGUCCGACUGUAGCCGGAACACCAAUAAUUCUAGUCUUCUAGACGCUUUGUCGCUGUCCACAUCGCGACAAGGGAGUCUGCCAACGGAACACACAGAAUUCACUUCCGGUUCACCACAAGUGCCACAUAUUGUCAACACGUGCUUUAAACAUAUAGAAACGUAUGGGUUACGGGUUUUAGGAAUUUUUAGAGUUGGAUCUUCUAAGAAGAGAGUGAAACAGCUUCGAGAAGAAUUCGACAGCGGAAAGGACGUCAAAUUAAACGAAUCACACAACCCGCAUGAUGUAGGGGCGCUGCUCAAAGAGUACUUCCGGGACUUACCGGAACCGCUCCUCACACGUGACUUGUAUUCUGCUCUUGUUGCAACGAGACGGUUGUCGUCCUUUGAGGAGCAGAUUCUGUCCCUGAAAUAUCUAGUCUACCUACUUCCGGUUCCCAACAGGGACACUUUAUUUGCCCUACUCAGUUUCCUGUCAAACGUGGAUGCUCAUUCCACCGACGCUGUCGACGAGAACAAUGAAGCGUUGCCGGGAAACAAGAUGGAUUCACACAACCUUGCGACGCUGUUUGGACCGAACAUCCUUCACAAAUGUAAGCCAACAGAGAAGGAGUUCCUGGUGGAGAGUAUAGAACGUGCAGAGGAACGCAAGGAGGUGAUAGAUGUGGUCAAGGAAAUGGUGGACAACUACCCGUCUAUAUUCAUGAUACCAGCUGGAAUGUAUGACGAUGUCCUUAGGCAGUUAGUGGAGUCUGAUCCGGAAGUAGCAGACCGUAUAUUUCAGAAGCUCGCCAAUGAUGCAGGUGUGGACGCCGACCCGGACACAACUUCCAGUAGCCUGUUUGAUGAUACGGAGUCUUUACCACAUUCACCCUGCAGUGAGGCGGACAUCCUCAACUCGUCUCAGAGACUGCCAGGAUUGCAUCCGCCAUUACGGACGUCACAAAGUGCCGAGAAUAUGUCUCCCAGAACGAGGCGGAGAUUCUUCUUCUCGAACAACGACAAUGAUAAGACAAGUAGUGAAAAUGCCGAGCGAGAGCGACGGCGGUUCAGAUUACGGUUCGACAGGAGUCCGAGCCCGCGACCUCAGCGAACGCCUAAAGCGAGCAGCUCGGGGGUACCUACAGUGAAAGUGUCGGAUAGCGCAAGCCCGGAAGUGAUACUCAGGCGACCUCGCUCAGAAUACGUAGAAAGACCGUCACAUCUAGAGCGACCGCAUUCAGAAAACCUUAGCAAUUGCCUUGCCAUUCCAAAACCGGAUUACGCGCGACAGAACAGCAGCUGUAGCGUAGGGAGUUUUGUUAAUACCUCAUCCACAAACAGUCCCGUGGGGUCAGACUCACCCUGCCAGUGGUUACUUCCCACACCCCCGGUCUCGGGUUCGAACUCACCCAAGUCCUGCCGCAAGGUGUCGUCCUCGCAGCAGAGACCUCUGGGAAUGUUAAGUGGACACGGAAAUGACGUUAGACAGACGCCGCCAAAAGGUCUCUCUGCAUGGGAGAGAGAAAAAUGGCGGCAGUGGGAAAUUAUGGCGGCGGAAAAUGCGGACGAUUCGUAUGAGAAGGAAACCCUAGUGUGAAUGUGACAACGUUUGUGUGCUAUUUAUUCAUAAUUAUAUAUUGUUUGAUAGUUAAAUAUGUUGACUAAGCAAGUCCUUUUAUACCGAAGCAUAAUGCUAUUUACAUGUCCUCACGGUGUAUCGCUAGGGAGUCCAUCAUCUGUUAUAAUAUUUUAUAUCGUUAUAGAGUCAUACAUGUCAUCUACUGCCGUGAAUGUUUUAGUCUUUGUGACCUAUGUUAACCUCGCAUCACAUUGAUAUUUAACCAGGUUCUGUUUAUGGAAUGAUUGAACAUUGAAAGCGCGAGGCAGAGAGAACAAGAGAGAGGGAGAGAGAGAGAAGGAAGGGUGGAGUGGAGAGCUUGCUUAUUGGUAGUUAUAUGCAAAAUAACAUCACAAGAUGACUAUUUUAUAUCCAUGCAUCUGUGCAAUAUUGUGAUGGAGAUAUUCUAUAUGAGGGCUGUUUUAUCAUCGCUGUAUUUGAAUCAAUAAUGCAUUUACAAUCACGCGGUCUAGGUGUCCAACUAAGACUAUAUCACGGCCAUUACUGACAAUCAGAGUACCUAAAUUAGUGAUGACGUGUUUACGUUAGAAGUGAUGACGUAAUUUACGUUAGCAGUGACGUAGUUCCCUAGACUACAACGUUUCGAAACCAACUACUUACACCAGCGGUAUCCACUGACGAUGUUAUUGUGAAGAGUUUUCACUGCGUCAUACGUUUACGGUUCUUUUAUCUUGAAGCAAAAUCUGGGCGUUUUUAAAAAUCGUGUUAAUUCUGACUAAUGAAAUACAAUUGAUUAGUUAUAUUAAUUUAAAUUUUCAAAUUUUGCAUAUGAAGGAUGACUUUAGUUAUACGCUAUCAAAUAUAAUUAACAUGAAAUUGACAUGGGAUUCAUCAAAUACUGUAUUUGAAAAGAAAUCGUGAUAUCCAAUUUCAUUUCCAUUUGAUUUAUAAUAAGAUUAUUUUUAUUUUCAAUGAUUGUGGACUAAUUUCUUCAUUUUGCGUCAUUCUCAAACGUUUGUAUUUAUAAAUAUUGAUUGAAAGACUUUUAGUUUUGUGAAAUAUGUCCUUCAAAAACUCAUCGUGACAAGUCCUAUUUGAAGUUUGGUUCGAGGCGUUGUGGACAAACAUACACCAAUGGCUAUUCGUGUGAUUGUUUUUAAAAUUGAUAUUUGCUAAGUCAAACACUGUCCUUGAAUCUCUAACGAGCUAAUUUGGAUUAUGUGUCCUAGAGUAGCGAAGAUAAUAUCGCGUGUAUAUUUCUAAUAAACAAGUUAUGUUUUGAUUUUAUUAUCUGGAAACAUUCUCAAAAGUGCUGUAGAGAUGGAUACUAACGAGGACCUUAGUUGUGUAUAUAUCAAUGGUUUCAACCUUUGUUCUGUUGAGGCCGACUCACUGUUGCAAUAUCAAGGAUGGCUUUUCAGUUGUCUUUAGACAAGGAGACAAUGAAUAUUAAAAGAUCAAAAACAAAUA
Messenger RNA from Pecten maximus, 5137 nucleotides. Its product is annotated as rho GTPase-activating protein 6-like. Gene Ontology annotation, biological process: signal transduction. The transcript is spliced from 12 exons. The record is from RefSeq and is a predicted model, not a curated record. NCBI's taxonomy places the organism in Eukaryota, Metazoa, Mollusca, Bivalvia, Pectinida, Pectinidae. The coding region runs from base 488 to 3685 and encodes 1065 amino acids.